AUGCUCUCGCAGCAGCUCAGACGCUCUCUCCUCUCUGCGCGCGCCCACUCCCGCCCUCUGCGCGUCUCGUCCGCGCGCUUCAACCGACCCCAGGUCCUCUUCCACUCGUCUGCCCGCCGGCAGGACGAGCUGCCCAAGUCCCCCUUCCAGACGUUCGUGGAUGUGCUCAAGGACGAGCUGCGAAAGAACAGGGAGCUUCAGGAGAAUGUGAAGCAGCUCCAGGGCGAGGUGGACAAGUUCCAGGACGCCGAGGCCAUGCGCAAGGCGAGGGCGGCCUACGAGCGUGCACGGUUGACGUCGAGUAUCAAAGAGAACCCCCGGCUGCGCGCAGCUGCAGAGGAGCUGAGAAAGGCGGGCGUAAAGGUCGGCGACGCGGUCUCGGAGGCGCUAAAGACGAUGGAGGAGAGCGAGAUUAUGCGUGCAAUCUCCCGUGCGUCCUCGGCAGUGUCGGACUCGGUCGCAUCCGCGACGGAGCCCAUCCGCAAGACGGCCGCGUACAAGACGCUCGCGGAGACGCUCACAGACGCGCUGGAUGACAGUUUCAGCGCGAAGCACGCGGGGUUCGAGGAGAAGGAGGCGCGGCGGCGGCGGAGGCAGGCGCGCCUCGCCAAGGCCGGCAAGGAGGGGCGGAUGGGGAAGCGGGUGCAGGCCGACCCCGAGGCAGGGGCGUCCGUCGUGCUGCACGCGUCCGCGAACCGCGAGAGCACCUGGGCGCGCCUGAAGGAGACGAACCCGCUCUUCCAGCGCCUAAACGCGCUCGGCGAGGUGUUCAACGAGAGCGAGAAUCCCGUGCUCUCGGCCAUUCGCGGCGUGAGGGAUACCGUGCGCGGGUGGUUCGACGAGACGGAGUUUGCGCAGGUGAUGCGGAUGAUGAAGGUCAUGGACCCUGCGUUUACAAGGGAGGGUUUCGAGCGCGAGCUGAGGGAGUAUAUUGUGCCGGAGGUGGUAGAUGCGUAUUUGAGCGCGGAUAGGGAGGCACUGAGGGCGUGGUGCGGGGAGGCGACGUAUAACGUGCUCUGGGCUACGAUGGAGCAGUACCUAAAACAAGGUCUGAUAUCUGACAGCAAAGUGCUGGAUAUCCGACAAGUAGAUAUCACGUCCGCGAAAAUGCUGGAAAAUAACAUUCCGGUGUUCGUAGUGACGUUCGCAACGCAGGAGGUGCUGCUCUUCCGGAAUGCGCUCUCGAGGGAGGUCGUCGUGGGCGCUGAGGACCGGGUCGAACAGUGUCAUUACGCUGCGGUGAUCACGAGGGUGGAGGAGGAGAUUGGGAAUGAGCUCACGGACGGGUGGAAGGUGAUUGAGAUGGCCCGGAGAUCUGCUCGGGCGUAUCUAUGAGCGCGCAGGGCGGCUGCAUCGCCCUGCAUAUUUGCUGACUGCUCCUUCCUAUCCCUGGGAGAGGGCAACAAAACAACCACCACCACUCACGACCAGAUUAUAUUAUUGUUGCAUAACCACGUAUAGAUAGUACCCUUGCAUCCACUAAUUGCAUUCACUGACUUUGGAGUGCAACCUGGG
Molecule: messenger RNA, 1515 nt
Organism: Gloeophyllum trabeum ATCC 11539
Lineage: Eukaryota; Fungi; Basidiomycota; Agaricomycetes; Gloeophyllales; Gloeophyllaceae
Product: TIM44 subunit of mitochondria import inner membrane translocase
Exons: 7
Coding region: 1-1335 (444 amino acids)
Biological process (GO): protein import into mitochondrial matrix
Cellular component (GO): mitochondrial inner membrane
Molecular function (GO): protein-folding chaperone binding
Source: RefSeq, a predicted model, not a curated record